AUGUCGAACGAAUGGAGCAACGAUUGGGGUUCCACAGACCAAUGGAAAACGAACUAUUCGCCACCCCAACAGCCACAACAACAUCAUCCAGCUCCACAAAGGACUGAUUCCUACGGGUAACAAGUAAAUAGGAAAUUUAUGAGAUGAGAAUAUGAAUUUCUAGCGGCGAUUACUACUCGCAGCAGCAAAAUCAAGGUUUUUCUGCGACUCCUCAGCCUUUCAACGAGAAUUAUAACAAUCCGCCGAGUUUUGCUCCAGCUCCACAAGCUCCUGCUUACAAUCAGAAUGGUGAAAACUAUUGAAAAUCACUGGAAAUUAAUGUUAUAUAUUUAGCGAAUUUUGGCGGAUUCCAACCCCAACAGUUCAUGUCGGACCCGAUGUUGAUGGCCGCUCAACAGUUUGGCGGCCAAUUUGCCGAACAACAGAAGGAAAAGGUUGAGAGGGAAUUAAAACAUAUUUUAAUUCCAUUUUAAGCUUUCAAAGUACUUGGGAACGUUCAACUUGAAAUAUUUCUUCGCCGUGGACAACUCCUACGUCGGCAAGAAGUUGUUCAUCAUGUUCUUCCCGUUUUUCCACAGGGUUUGUCGAUUUUUUUAGGAUUUGAAUACUGAAUAGUGACAAUAUUAAUACUUAGUUUUUCAGCUUGAAAAUCCAUACUUUUUCGGGAAAAAAAUCGAAUUUCUGAAAAUUCUCAAUUUUUUUCCCGGUUUCAUUCGAUUUCACUAGUUUUCAUUGAAACCGUUACAAUUUCGUUGAAAACGUCUUCCUGCCCAUUUUCCAAUUGCAUUAAAACACUUAUCGGUUUUAAUUAAAGACAGAUUUUUGAACAAAGUUUUUUUGGAACAAAUCAAUUUCAAAAUUUCCAAAACUUGAAAGAGCCCCCUUUUUUUCCUCAAAUUGUCACGUCAACUCAAAAAGUUCCAAAUAAGCAAGUUUUUUUUCCUAAAAUUUUCGAUUUUCAAACGUUUAUAGGACUGGUCUCUGAAGUAUUACGGUUCGACGGAACCUUACCCAGCGAAAGACGAUGUGAAUGCGCCGGACUUGUACAUUCCUCUCAUGUCCUUCCUCACCUACAUUCUGGUCUCCGGAUUCGUUCUGGGAACUCAGGGAAGGUGAGAAAAUAAGUUAAAGUUCAAAAAAAAUGUGAAAAAAAAACACCUCGGAAUCCGUUUUCCUUCUUGAAUUACUCAUGACUUAUCUUAAAAAUAGUAAAGAUUUUUUUAAAGACGUUCUCUCUAUAUUUUAAUAAAAAUCCCAUAUUUUUAUUUUUUUAUCGAGAGUAGGGUGAAAAAUUUUUACAGGUAGUUUCCAGAUAAGAUAGUUAAAAAAAAGAUUUUUUUAAUCGGAAAUAAUCUUAAUUUCAAUAGGUUUUUCUCUCAGAAAGUUGAAAAAAAGAAGUUUUUAUAUCAAAUGUUAAAUAUAAUUUUUGUGAGAAAAAAACUGGCGAAAUUAAUGAAAAUUAACAUUUUUUUGAUUUUAUCUCGACAAUUUUUCCUUCAAGUUUUUCGAUAAGGAAAAAUAUUUCCAGAUUCUCCCCGGAAGUCUUGGGGAUUCUGACAACCAACGCGCUGAUCUGGAUAAUUCUCGAGAAUAUCGUCAUUUUCUUCAGUAAAUACGUCAUGAAUAUCUCACAGGUUUCCAUUUUUUUUGAGAAAAAAAAAUGAAAAUAAUUUCUAGACUCUUUCCGUGUGGCAUUCGGUCGCCUACAGCACGUAUAAAUUUGCUGGGUUCAUUUAUUUCUUGCUAUUUGAAUUAUUCGGCGAUUUCCAGAAUGAUUUUCUGUCUUUUGAUGUUCAUUGGAGGCGGGAAAAUGUUCUAUUACGGAUCCCUGGUCUACACGUCCUUCAUGCUCGUUGUAUUUUUGGUGAGUUUUUGGGGCAUUUCGAGCGCUUUGAUUCAAUUGAAGGCCUAUCUAAAUUUUUAUUGAUAAAAUGGUUUUUUCACCAUUUAAAAAUGAGAAGUUCGUGUUUUAUAAGAGAAGUAUGCUGAAAAAACAACUUCAUUAAUUUUCAAGAAAUUGGAAAGGUUUUUGAAAUUUAGUGCACCUUUUUGAGCAAAAACAGAUUUUUAGGCCUUUUAAAACUUCACUUUGAACUUUUUUGAAUAGAGUUCGUUUCGAAACGCGGAAAUAGUUGAUAAUUUUGGUUUGAAAUGACAAUUUCCAAGCUCAUUCGCUCUUAUAAAAUCGAUUCAAUCUUGUGCAAAAAAAUGUAUUUUGUUUAGAAAUUUUUUUCUGUGUUUUAAAAAAACAGUUUUUCAAGCGGAAUUUUAACUAGCCUACUUUUUUUCUAAUUAUUUCGUGUACGAAAAAGAUUUUUUUCAGCUUACUCGGGAACUCCAGAGUGGCCGCUCUAGGGAUAACUUAAGGGGCUUUCUCAACCCCUAUAGGGGCCACUAAAGCUUGCAAAAGUGGUGCAUAUAGGGGUUUUAGUUAGUGGCCCCUGCAUGGGGAUAUGCUAAUCGAUACAAUUUAUGUACUCUAUGAGAAGAAGCAUUUCCAUGAGAAAAAUUAAAUGAAUAAGCGUUUUUUCGAAAAUGAAGUUGAAAGACCCCUAAAGGAAUCACUUAAUAUUUAGGGGCUGAGGGGUCAGACCCUAAAUCUCUUAUAGGGACCACCUGGAUUUCACCUCUAUUAGGAACUGCUUUUUCGGCUCCUAAACCCUAUGGAAACCCUUUUGUAAUGCCUAAGUAUUCCCUUCAUUUUCAGCUUCGAUCCGUGUCACAAAUCAUCCUGCAAGGUCCUUCGUUCCCAGGCGAUCAAGAAGCCAAAAAACGAAAGCUGAUGCUCGUUCUGUUCGUCGUCGUUUCCCAGCCACUGAUCAUGUGGUGGCUCACAAGGUUCGUCGCUUUUAUUGACGAUCCAGGAGGGAGUUUUGAAAAGAAUUUCUCAUUUUUCAAUGAUUUCUAUGAUCUACCGUCAGAAAAGAUACGAAAAAUGUUUGUUGACAACUUUUUUUUCUGAAAAUUUCUGAGCUUCGUUUUUUGAGAACUGAAGUUCUACCACUGUAGUUCAAAUAAAAGUCAUUACAACUCCGGAAAGUUCCAGGAAGAUUGAGUUCCUACUGAGCCACGUUUUUUUCUAUCUUUCUUGAUAGAACUUUUUCAAGGAAAAAAAUCAUUUUUAAUUUUUUUCUCUGCAUCAAUAACAGAAAGUACAGUGAUACACCGUGAAAAUGCCACUCAUUAAGUGAUCAUUUAGUGGGAAAAAAAGAAGAAAUGAAAAAAGUCAUUAUUUUUUUCGAAGAUAAAAAAAUAUACGAUUUCUAAGCUUCUGACUCUUUAAAAAAAACCCAAAACGGUAUUUUUGAACAGUAGAAUCUCAGAAACAUCAUGUUUAAACGAGAAAAAAUUUUCUCACUUGUGGUUUGAUUUUUGGAGUUUCCGUAAUAUUGCUUUUCGCUGUUUGCGCGGUGGUAUGAAAAAAACACCAGCGAAAAUUCAAACGGCGACUUUUCCGAUUUUUUCAUAUCGCUAGGGAACUUUCCGACGGCCACCUUUCCGCCGAUUCUUUUUCCGACUUUUUUUUCUCGAUAAAUCUUCGUUUAAAAUCUCCCUAUAUUAAGUAGGUAGUUGGUUCAUGAUUAAAACACAAAGAAAUAGGAAAAAAAAUAUUUAUAGAUGUUUUAUAAACCGAAAAAUAUAAGGGAAAAAAGUCGGAAAGAGAUCCGUCGGAAAGGUGGCCGUCGGAAAGUUCCCUAGCGAUAUGAAAAAAUCGGAAAAGUCGUCGUUUGAAUUUUCGCAGGUCUUUUUUUCUUACCACCGUUUGCGCUUUCAAACGCUUCAAAAGACACUGAGCUCAAAGCGAAAACUGCACAGAAGUUAUACAUUUUUUGAAAAAGUCAAGUGACCAGUCGGCGAGAAAAUGCCUUCAUUUCAAAGGAAAUUACAGCAAAGCUUCCUAGAAUUAUCAAUGGUUCACCGGAAAAACUAUUCUUUCCAAUAUAUUAAAAAAAGAACAUUCUAGCAGUCAAAUAGCGCCGGAGAAACCGCGGAUGGUGGUGGGUGCCGAUUGGUUGGAGAAACAACUUUGAACGUUUUCCUAACACAUAACUCCGUACCGUUCUUUCUGUUUGUAUGUUAUUUAUUCGUGUAUUGUACUUUUUCUCGUUCAACAACGUCGGAUUGCAGUCGAAAUUCAGAAAUGUGGGUUUUUGUCCGUUUAUUCACUUUUCUGUUCUUACUAACUUUGCAUGCGGGAGAUUCUUGUCCUCUUUUUGUGUCUUUGUCGAGUGAAUAAAGUGUUUUAUGGGUUCCUUUUUUAAUUUUGGAUGUGUUAAAAGAAAUGAAGUACUUUAUGGUAACUAAUUACAUGUUUUAAGUUGAGGGAUUAUUCCAGAAUGGUCCUUCAAUGCUGUAGGAAGUACCCCCAUCAAUAGGUGAAAUUGUUUGCUAAUGGGUCUCGCAACGAUUUGAAAGUAGGCCGCGUUUUGGAUUCUGGAACUUUCCCUGAAGUCAAUUUUUUCUCUGAUAUUUUGUAACUAAUUGAGAAUAUAUUAUUUUUACGGUACUCAUUUCGGAUUUUUUUAGAUUUUUUUCUCAUCAAAUAGUAAAAGAAAUUCGUGGUUCUUUUUCAGAUUUACAGUGUAAAAAAACAAAAAAAUUUUUUUGUAGUUUAUGUCAAUUUUGCGUCACGAUUUGAUGUUUUUUUAAUUUUUUGGUUUCAAAUCAUCAAAUUUUUAUGUAACUAACAUUUUAACUUACAGAAGUGUUUUUUUCUAAAAAAAAAGAGAAAUAUACGCUUCUUGAAAAAAAUAUUUUUUUCUGAGCGCAUGGAUGUUCCUUUUUUUGCACCUGUUGUAUAAGGAAUUUUUUUCCCCACGAUACUAUAAUCAUUUUUAAGAAAUAUUCAGCAAUUUCAUUGGCUGAUGAAUCGCGCAAAAUGAAUAAUGAGACAAAUACUUGAUUACUUUUUCAAUCGGUAUUCGAUUUUUCUAACAAAAAAAUUGAAUAGGCUAUGAUUUCUUUUUAUAAAAGCCGAAUUUGGAAAUGAAUUUGCCAUAAGAAUAUUUAAAUUUGCAUGUUCUCUUUCCUUUUUUUAGUGCUCUAGUGGCUUUUUCCCCUUUCUUAAUAUUUUUAAAAUAAAUGAUUCCAAGAAAAAAAGAUGAUUUCAGUGGCGUGACAAGUUAUGAUCCUGACAAGCUCGGGUUUGCCGAGAUGGCGCUCAAAAAAAUGACCGGCGGUAAAAAAAGUUGGUUUUUAUUUCAAAUUUCAUCACAUAAUCAAAUAAUCAUUUUUUUCUCAGGUAGCGGUUCCAAUUGGCGACGACGGCGAGGUAGACUACGAGGCGCUGUUGAAAAUGCCAAAAACUGA
Molecule: messenger RNA, 5310 nt
Organism: Caenorhabditis auriculariae
Lineage: Eukaryota; Metazoa; Nematoda; Chromadorea; Rhabditida; Rhabditidae
Source: the annotation of a GenBank genome assembly